This is a messenger RNA of Rhinichthys klamathensis goyatoka, 1074 nucleotides long. RefSeq names its product ring finger protein 115b (gene rnf115b). Gene Ontology annotation, molecular function: ubiquitin protein ligase activity. Gene Ontology annotation, biological process: protein ubiquitination; ubiquitin-dependent protein catabolic process; positive regulation of DNA-templated transcription. Gene Ontology annotation, cellular component: nucleoplasm; cytoplasm. NCBI's taxonomy places the organism in Eukaryota, Metazoa, Chordata, Actinopteri, Cypriniformes, Leuciscidae. The record is from RefSeq and is a predicted model, not a curated record. The transcript has 5 exons. The annotation marks the transcript as partial.
UUUCUUUUUAAAUGCAACAAAACUGUCUUUGUUUCUUUAAGGAUUGUCCAGCAGUUCUUGGCUGGUCUGUUUUCCAGUUCUGACAGUGCAGGUUCCCAACCCUCCUCAUGGUCUAGCAUGCUACACUCUAACCCUGAAGAUUAUGCUUGGGGACAAGGAGGUUUAGAUGUGAUCAUCACACAGUUGCUUGGUCAGUCUGAAAAUACCGGCCCCCCUCCUGCCGAGAAGGAGAUGAUCUCAUCUCUCCCCACUGUUAGCAUCUCCUCCGAACAGGCUGCAUGCCGGCUGGAAUGCCCUGUGUGUAGAGAGGAAUACUCUGUAGGGGAAUCUGUCCGACAGCUGCCCUGUCUGCACUACUUUCACAGCAACUGUAUUGUGCCCUGGCUUCAACUGCACGACACCUGCCCUGUCUGCCGGAAAAGUCUGGAUGGUGAAGACUGGGGUUUCCAGCCACAGACAGGACCUCCUGAGGCAAUCCCCUCACCGACGAAUGUAGAGGAACGUAGCACCUUUGAGACUAUUUAACCUCCUUUUCCUUCCUUGAUUAGUUUGAUCAAUCCAGGACAAGGAGAAGCACCAUAGCCAUGUGCAUCAGUGCUUCUUGGAGCCCCUAAAAAGACCUUCCAGUCAAGUGCCUUCUAUUUCGAGAGACAUUUUAAUUCAGACAACCCUGUUUGAAACAAUAUCUGUUUGAUAAGCAUCUAUAUCUGUUCAUUUUGUUUGUAUAAUGUUUGUGAACUAAAAUCCCAUCGAGGAUGUUUACAGUCCAACCUGAGCAAACACAUUUCAACUUUGACUUCAGUUUUGAUAAUCCCAGGUUUGGAAUAAACACAGUCUCUUCGGUGGGCCCGCAGGACUGGAGCUCACAACCGCUGAGAUAGAUGAUACAGAUGCCUCAGGGGAUACGGUUCAAGUUGCACAUGCAUAUUUAAUGGCAUGGCACACGUUUACCCUAUAGCUUCUUCAGAGCUCUCGUUUCAAUAACUCACAAAGAAGUCAGCGCACAGUUCACUUUCCCUUACCUGUCAAUGGAUGACAUCUGCUUCACACAUGCCUUCGCUCUCAUAGAGGUAU